This is a messenger RNA of Notechis scutatus (mainland tiger snake), 3992 nucleotides long. NCBI's taxonomy places the organism in Eukaryota, Metazoa, Chordata, Lepidosauria, Squamata, Elapidae. The record is from RefSeq and is a predicted model, not a curated record.
UGUAUGAAUUUUGUUAAGAUCCUGCAUCUCUACAAUCGCACACACCUAUACGCCUGUGGCACUGGGGCUUUUCACCCCAUCUGUGGCUUUGUAGAAGUGGGGCAACGUGUGGAGGACUCUGUCUUUAAGCUGGAUUUCAAGAGCCUGGAGGAUGGCAAAGGCAAAAGUCCCUAUGACCCAAAUCACACCGCGGCUUCAGUUCUUGCAGGUGAAGAGCUUUAUUCUGGUGUGGCUACUGAUCUGAUGGGCCGAGACUUCACCAUCUUCCGCAGCCUGGGAUCGAGGCCUUCCGUCCGCACCGAGCAGCAUGAUUCUCGGUGGCUCAACGAACCCAAGUUCGUUGAUGUCUUCUGGAUCCCAGAGAGUGAAAACCCUGAUGAUGAUAAGAUCUUCUUUUUCUUCCGGGAAACAGCAGUGGAAGGAUCCCAAGGCCUGGGCAAACAGAGUUUUGCACGCAUUGGGCAAAUUUGCCGGAAUGAUAUGGGUGGGCAGAGAAGCCUGGUGAACAAAUGGACCACAUUCCUGAAGGCUCGGCUGGUGUGUGCAGUACCCUGCAUCGAUGGGAGUGACACCCAUUUUGACCAUCUUCGUGAUGUCUUCUUGUUGCCAACCAGGGAUAAGCGUAACCCAUUGUUGUAUGCAGUUUUCACCACUUCCAGCACAGUUUUCAAAGGUUCUGCUGUCUGCGUGUAUCACAUGAAUGACAUCCGCAGAGCUUUCCUUGGUCCUUUUGCUCACAAGGAGGGGUCUAACUAUCAAUGGGUUUCCUAUCAAGGCCGUGUCCCUUAUCCCCGCCCAGGAACGUGUCCCAGCAAAACCUUUGGCACCUUUAGUUCCACCAAGGAUUACCCUGAUGAUGUGAUCCAAUUUGCUCGUAACCACCCAUUAAUGUAUAAUCCAGUACUGCCCCAUGGCCAAAGGCCUGUCUUCCUGCAAACCAAUACGGACCACAUCUUCACUCGCAUUGCAGUAGACCGAGUGGCAGCUGCCGAUGGACAUUACGAUGUCCUCUUCAUUGGCACAGACAUUGGCACAGUCUUGAAGGUUGUCACUGUGCCAAAGGACUCAUGGCAAAAUAGGGAAGAAUUGCUGCUGGAGGAACUUCAGGUAUUCAAGGAUUCCUCUCCUAUUACCAGCAUGCAGAUCUCAUCCAAGCGGCAACAACUGUACCUGGGAUCAAGGACUUCCAUUUCACAACUGCCCUUGCACCGUUGUGAGAUGUAUGGCAAAGCUUGCGCAGAAUGUUGCCUAGCGAGGGACCCCUAUUGUGCCUGGGAUGGCACCACCUGCACUCGAUACCUGCAGAAUACCAAACGGCGAUUCCGACGGCAGGAUGUGAGGAAUGGAGAUCCCAGUAUCUUGUGUUCUAGAUAUCCGCAGAAAACCAGUGUACCGGAAAGGAAAAUCUAUGGAGUGGAAGGCAGCAGCACUUUCCUAGAGUGUCUGCCAAAAUCAUUGCAGGCCAAGAUUGUGUGGACUUAUCAAAAGACUAGAAGUGACCCCCAGAAGGAGGUAUUGCUGGAUAGUCGGGUCAUCAGGAUGGAGCGGGGAAUCCUGUUGCGCAGCGUGCAACGCAAAGAUGCCGGCUUCUAUUAUUGCCACGCAACGGAGCACGGCUUUACCCAGGGCCUGCUGCACCUCCAGCUUGAAGUGAUCCAUGCCCAGCAGGCUGACUCUCUCUCCCUCUCUCGGGAAGAAGAAUCCACGCAACCUUUCCAUCGCAAACUUUGGUAUCAGGACUUCUUACAAUUGGUGGACCACCCCAAUCUCAGCACCAUGGACCAGGUGUGCGAGCAACUGUGGAGCCACAAGAGCCACCAGCCCAAGAAAAAGCCCCCUCCAUUGCCCCCUUUAUUUAACAUCAAAUCUAAAAGUCAGAAAUGGAAACACCUGGAGGAAAAACGGAAAGCCCGCAGCCGAAGAACGCAUGAAGUGCCCCGGGCAGAAAGGGCUCCUCGGAGCACAGAUAUCUGGUGACUUUGCAUAAGACCCACUUAUACAAACCUCUGUGCUGGGAAGGGCCAGGGAAGCAGGGUGGGAGUAUGGGAGUAGGGAUGGCAGAAGAGAAAGAGGAGGAUCUUUUACGGCUUCUGUGGUUGGGUGGAAAGGACAUCCUGGCAGACCAGCCCCAUACUCCUGAUUGCUGCUUCUCCUGUAGUUUGUAGGGGGACUGGUAAUGUUGGUGUGAUUUUUUCCCCACUAGCCUGAGACCCUUUCUAGUAGCAGAGCUGCUACUCUUCAAACUCUUGACAGAGAGCAACAGAACCUGGGGGAAAUGGGGGAAGCUCUGCACUCUUGGCCUGUCCAUAAUACACAACCAAAGACGAAGGUAGCAGCCUCCAGGGGACCAAGUGCACUAGAGGCCACAUCCUGAACAUCCUUGACCAGUGAGAAAAAAAAAAAACAGGCAGAGUUCACCGGGAAACAAAGUUAUUUUCUGCAAGGAUCCAAUGGCUACCAAACUGUUACCUAGGGAUCUCUAAGUGUCCUUUAUUUCUGGAGCUUUUCCACUGAUAUUCUGUCGGCUCCUGACAAGGAGAGCACUUGGAUGCCUCUCACAAUGUAUCCUGUCUAAACCCUGGAGGGAGACGUUGGCCCUCUUUCCUCUCCCUUCCUUAUCCAAGCAUAACUGUGCUUAAGUAGCCACGGUGUGUGCUCUGUCUCCAGAAAAACAAAGCGACCCCUGAUGUAUUUAUUAACAGACUGUUGACUGAUGAAUGUAGUCCAUCCCUCCUGGGUGGCCAACAAGAUUUAUCCUCCGAUGGAACAAACAGGGCUGUUCUUGCCCAGAGUUCAUUUCUGACUUAGAUUUUCUGGGCAUAAACUUGUACGAGAAGAAGUUUCAAGUUGUUGUGGUGAUAGUGAUGGUGAUGCAAAAGCAGAGGAACCAAACAGCAGAAAUUGCCCUCCCCCCACCUGUAUUUAGUCAAGGCCCCAGAGGAUUUUUCACUUGCCUGAGAUGAGACCCUUUCUAGAGAAAGAGCAGUCCAAAGGAGAUCCUUGCUGUGAGCCAACGUUAUGGGGAUACUCUCUUGUUCUGGAAAGCAUGCAGAUAUUGGAUCUUUGAUUAGUAAUCGAUCAUGAUUACUCAUUUGGUAUGUGAAGAAAACCAGCUGCCCUGCUUUGAAUUGUACAUUAUGUCUCCCACUCUUCCUGCUAAACAGAUUAUCUUCCACCAACAUUUGAUUCCUAUGUCAAUCCGGUUGGGGAUGGGAGUUGCUAGCCCCCAAAAGCUCAACUGUAAUUCUGGAAGAAAAAAAAGGGUCUGAUGCCACUUGGCUCAUUUUCAAGCAAUUUGUGUGGCACUCAGAAUGUUCAUACCAUUCUCAGCCUAUCAGUAAACAUGGAAUUAUCUGCCUUUCCAAAAAAAAAUGCCCUGAUCAUUCUUUUGUUUGUUAUUCUGUAGAAAAGCGAACUUAAAGGUGCAGGUGCUGAUGUGAAAGUAAUAUAGCAAGCUGGAUUGGGCUGAGAUGUGAGGACCAAGUCUGGAAUACUCCCAAGUGCACUGGAAUUGGGUGGGCAAUAAAUUUUGCUGGUGGGUGGGGGGGGAGGAAAGAGAGAGAGAAAGAGAGAGGGAGGCAUAAGCAGUUUAUCUGGUGUGCAGUUUCAAAGCAGUUUCAAAGGUUGUGACUAUCCCUACCUAAUCUAAAUGAGACUGGAAUGAACAAUCCCAAGGAAGGUGUGGGGAGUGAGAGUGACAUGAUGUUUGACUGGGCAGCAGUUUAGACAUACUAGUCAUUAGGCAUUAAAACUGCCUUGUAGACGUGUGACAAUGCAACGCAAAUUUUUAAAUCCAGUUUCUCAGUUUUACAUUCUUGGGUAAAGCUGCCCCUAAAUUGUCCCAUAAGUGAGAAAAAUUUGAGAUGAUCAGGCCAUCUGAAGCUUUGAUGAGUCCAGAAACAGUAGAAGGGCUUUUUAUAAUUAUUUAUUUCACCUUUUCUUCCUUUCGAGAGACUUCUGCUGCUAUGUCUCAAAGCAUUUCCACUCACCUA